CAAUGCAAGAGGCCCGGCAACUGGAUGAUGAAGCAACUUCCGCCAUUUUCGAGAGAAGUUGCUGUACACUCCCAUCCGUUCAAAGAUUCGCGAAGCAGGAAAGCCAUCCGUCAUGUAUAGAAAUCAUGAUAGUAACAACUACAGUCAGAGCUACAAGUUAGUUGUUGUUGGUGGAGGUGGAGUUGGAAAAAGUGCCUUAACUAUACAGUUUAUCCAGUCCUAUUUUGUAACAGAUUAUGAUCCAACAAUAGAAGAUUCUUAUACUAAACAGUGCAUGAUUGAUGAUGUGGUUGCAAGGUUGGAUAUCUUGGAUACAGCAGGCCAGGAAGAAUUCAGUGCAAUGAGGGAACAAUACAUGAGAUCUGGAGAAGGAUUUCUAUUAAUUUAUUCAGUCACAGAUAAGUCAAGUUUUGAUGAAAUUUAUAAAUUCCACAGACAGAUUCUAAGGGUGAAGGACCGGGAUGAGUUUCCAAUGAUACUGGUGGGCAACAAGGCAGAUUUGGAGCAUCAAAGAAUGGUUUCAACAGAGGAUGGCUAUGAACUUGCCAGACAGUUAAAAAUCAGUUAUAUUGAAGCAAGUGCCAAAAUCAGAAUGAAUGUUGAUGAAUCGUUUUAUGAACUAGUCCGUAUAGUAAGAAAAUUUCAAGCAGAAGAAAGACCACCAGUCAAACCACCAAGGCGAAAAAAGGGACCAAGAUGCAACUUAUUAUGAAUCUUUUUCUACUGUCUAUGCAUUUUUAAAGAACAGACAUAUCUGACAGAUAUUUUCACAACACGUGUCAAGUAGGGUUAUGUGUACUACAGCAGAGUUAGAGAGAAAAUCAGACCACGACUUUCCUUCAGUGAUUUUCAAAAUUUUUGGAAUGUAAAGCAUGUAUAUCAAAGAAACUGACACCUCUAUGUGUUAGAUUUUGUACGAAAAAUUGAACCUCACAAUGGGCUUUUGUAUUACAAUUUGUAUUGGUAUUAUUUCAUUACACAUAGUGUUAUAGGUGUUAAAAUGCAAUUGGCAUGAUACGGGAAAACUUUUGCUCCUUGAUCUUGGUCAACAAUUUUUUCCAUUUCAAAAUAUUAAAAAUUUCCUCCCUUCUUUGGCAGAGGUUACAUAGGAGAAUGACAGGAAAAUGUCACAUUAAAUGAUGAGGGUUCACAUUAUUCUGCACAGUUGAAUCUGUUGUGACUAUGUAAAUUGGGUAAUAGGGCAGAUAUGUAAGGAAUACUGUUCUACAUAUGCUGGGUAACAUCUUAAUAGUGCACUGUAGUCCCUGGCUUGUUAGUAACAGAUAAUACUAUCAGAUUUGUUCAGGAAAAUUUAUAUUGUUUAUUCACAAUGUAAGUAGGCCUUAUAUGAAUAGUUAAUUAUUUGAUAUUUUGGAGUAUCUCCAAAUUUUUUUUUUUUUUACUUUUGUUGUAUUGCAU
Messenger RNA from Lingula anatina, 1419 nucleotides. Its product is annotated as ras-related protein R-Ras2-like. The record is from RefSeq and is a predicted model, not a curated record. Gene Ontology annotation, biological process: signal transduction. Gene Ontology annotation, cellular component: membrane. Gene Ontology annotation, molecular function: GTPase activity; GTP binding. Lineage: Eukaryota; Metazoa; Brachiopoda; Lingulata; Lingulida; Lingulidae.